Molecule: messenger RNA, 1905 nt
Organism: Centropristis striata (black sea bass)
Lineage: Eukaryota; Metazoa; Chordata; Actinopteri; Perciformes; Serranidae
Product: basic helix-loop-helix transcription factor scleraxis-like
Exons: 3
Coding region: 599-1228 (209 amino acids)
Biological process (GO): developmental process; regulation of transcription by RNA polymerase II
Molecular function (GO): DNA-binding transcription factor activity, RNA polymerase II-specific; protein dimerization activity; RNA polymerase II transcription regulatory region sequence-specific DNA binding
Source: RefSeq, a predicted model, not a curated record
CUCAGACAGCAGGCACACGUGGAGCAAAGAGGCUGGGAGAGAGAAAGACGUAGAGAGAGGCUGAGAGAGAGAGAGAGAGAGACAGUAAAACUGCUGCCACAGACUGGGAGUAGUUUUUGCUAUUGGGAUUGAAACAGACAAAUAUAGAAACAAAGGACCAAAGAGAGGUUUAGAGAAGAAAAAGAGGACAAAAUCAACAGCCAUUUGACUUCAACGUGCCAUUUUAACUUUGGUUUUCUUCCAAAGGAUUAACAGAAAGAAGAACUGACCUCUGGGAUGUGAAGUGUUUAAACCAAGAGAGAAAAACACAGCAGCUCUGAGGUCAGGUUGCUCUUGACCACUGACUAAGGAUCAACUUGCUGAUCUUUGAAAGCAAACCUAACUCUGCAUCAUAAGGGCUUCAUCUGACUCACCUGACUGAACUGAUUAUGCAAAGAAGAGAAGUUGAGGGUAAAGUAAGAAUUUAAGGUGUGGGCAUCAACAACGUCAACAGAAAGUUAGCUUAGCAACUUCGUACAAACGUAACAAGUUGAACCUGAUCAAGUGGAAGUCUCACAAGGAUUGACCAGUAGCUGACAGAGCGUUUGUGACGGUGAAGAUGACAUUCGCCAUGCUGCGCACGGCGCCUCCAGCAGGCCGCUUCUUGUACGGCGACAUCGCCCUCCUCUCCGAAGACGACGAUGAGAACGGGAGCGAGGGGUCGGGCUCAGAGGACCGGACCAACUCCAACUACCGCCUGUCCUCCUCGUCGCCAUCUGCCUUUCACAUCAAGGUGAACAGGAAGAGGAAGCUGUGCGGGGCAGGAGGGGAUGUAGGGGCCAUGAUGGGGAAGCUCGGCCCCCCGGGGUCUCCCAUCCUUGGGGAGGGUCGACAGAGGACCGCAGCCAACGCACGGGAGAGAGAUCGCACCAAUUCUGUCAACACGGCGUUCACAGCGCUGCGCACACUCAUCCCCACCGAGCCUGCAGACAGGAAGCUGUCGAAGAUCGAGACGCUACGUUUGGCCAGCAGCUACAUCAGUCACCUGGGGAACGUCUUGCUCCUGGGCGAGGGGCUUCAUGAUGGACAGCCGUGCCACGCUCCGUCACCGCCGUUCUUCCACGUUAACUCCUCCCCCAACCGAGGGUCUGACCAAUCAGCUCAGCCAAAGCACAUCUGUACUUUCUGCCUCAGCAACCAGAGGAAAAUGAACAAAGACAGAGACAGGAAGACGGCCAUCAGAAGUUAACAAUGAGGACACAAACCACACGGAUGAAAUGCAGAGAUUUUACUGCAACUUGACUUCUCAGACUUGAGAUGCAUUUCAAAAACUUUUGAAGGACUUCUUUAGCACUUCCAGGACUUUUCAAGGAACUUAUCCAAUAAUUUCUUUUUUUUUCUUACUUUUUAUAUCACUUUACAAGAACUUUUUACUUUUUAAGGGUGUUUUCAAAAACACUUCUGAAAAGUUUCACAGUACUUUUAAAGGGCAUGCUUAUCAAGGCCAUGAUGGACCUUUCAACAACAUUUAUAAGAGACUUUUUACUGUAUUGUUCAAAGACUUUGUUUUGAGUCUAAAGAACUUAUGGCACAUGAUGGAAAAACACACAGAACCUAUGAACGACAGAUAUGUAAUUAUCAAAUGCUGUGUGUUAUCAAUGUGUAAACUGAAAUAUAAAUGUAUAUUUAUGUGACAUAACAUUAUAUAAUGAAACUCUGUUAUUUAACCAGCAUUGACAUUCAUGACAAAUAAUGUAUAAAGGUGCAAAUCAUUGGCUAUUGGCAUAAAAAAAACAUGCUGGAACAAAGGUGGUAUUGGUUAUUUUAAUAAUAAUUUCUUAAAAUGUCCUAAUGCUGGAAAAUAACUCAAGAUCACUAAUAAAUUGUUUGUAUAUCUGGGAGUAAAUUUCAUGUAUAUGUUGGUGG